This is a messenger RNA of Physella acuta, 1188 nucleotides long. RefSeq lists its product as uncharacterized. Lineage: Eukaryota; Metazoa; Mollusca; Gastropoda; Physidae. The record is from RefSeq and is a predicted model, not a curated record.
AUGCCGACCAUCACAACUAAGACAACACAAAGAGCCCAGCCUUCAACUACCAGCCUAGUUCGAGUUAAAACACACCCAUUAUUGCAGAUAUCACCAGAAACUGUUGUGUCAAACAAACAAACUUCAACAUCCUUUAGUGUGGCUAUCAGAACUACAGAAACAUCACCUAUUGUAGCAGUCAAACAAACGUCAACAUCAUAUUAUGAUACUAUCACAACUACAGAAAAAUCACCUAGAAUAGCAGACAAACAAACGUCAACAUCCUUUAAUGCGGCCGUUUACAAGUACAGAAACUCUCACGAAUCGAAAAACUCCAGUGCCAGCUGCCCUAGAUACGAUGAUACCAUCUGCCCAGAUAACUGGGAACCGUUAGACGACAGCUCUUGUUACACGAUAGAAAACGUGAAAUCAUCGACGGAAUUCUUUAAUGUGAAGAACAGAUGUAUUCUCAGUGGUGGCAGUUUGAUAAACUUAGAGGCACUAGAAACACUGAAGAAGAUUGUAAUUUGUAAGCAAAACAAAAAAGAGCGGACACACGUUUUAAUUCUCGACGACAAUCAACUUUGUGAAGUUGUAAAUUUGGACACAUUUCAACAGCAUAAGGUCACGUGCUACAAAAACAGUAUUGCGUUCGUUGCGAUUUGUGCUAUGAAUAUUACAAAAAACAGAAUAGCAUCGAUAGGGCAGUCUAAAGACAAAAUAAGCACAUCUGAAAAUGUUUCCAUCAAAGUUGGAUUAGGUGUGGGGAUACCUGUUCUUGUCAUCAUUGUUUUGGCGGUGUUGAUCUAUAUCAACAGAGAAACUUUAAUUCAUCUACCCAGACCCAGAAACAGAGAACUGAACCCCGAGAGAUCAAGACAUUACAUUAACGUCCAGUUGUGUGCAGUCCCACCCAUUCACCAGAUAACCAGAAACGAGGUUUGGGGUCAAUAUGACGAAGUUGAAGGAGAAUAUGAAAACCUAAAGACACCUGGCAGGUAUCUCUCUGACCAAGGCCUCGUCUAUCUCACCUUGGCCCAGGUGAGACCAACCAGCCUACCUAAUCACGUGACUCCCGUAACAAGAUACGAGCCUGUGGAGUAUGCGGCCUUAGACUUUAACCUAACUGGCGCGAUGGCUAGUGAAGCUGGCGACACUAGAGUCUAUGAGAAUGGAGGACCCGCCGAUCAAGAUCAGAGGCGGAACUAG